Messenger RNA from Notechis scutatus (mainland tiger snake), 2062 nucleotides. It is a transcript of the gene FAM53C, whose product is annotated as family with sequence similarity 53 member C. Lineage: Eukaryota; Metazoa; Chordata; Lepidosauria; Squamata; Elapidae. Gene Ontology annotation, cellular component: nucleus. The record is from RefSeq and is a predicted model, not a curated record. Gene Ontology annotation, biological process: protein import into nucleus.
GGAAAGGGGAGCGGAGGCUCCUGGCGGGGGGCUGGGAGCCCGGGCCGCCGGGUGGGGGCGGCAGCUGGAAGACGAAGAGGGCCGGCCGGCAGCGGUUGCCAGUGCCUGCGAGUCCAGGAGGCAAUCUCCCUUCAAUUAGAUGGGAUCAGGAGCAUGACAUGGAAUUUGGCUAGAUGGUGAAUGAGCAGAUAUAGUAACUGAUGAUGAUUAAAUACAGCUGGACUUGCUGAGGAAGGCAGAAGACUGGCAAGUGCUGGAGUCUCAAGAAAAUGCCAGGCGUUCCUAAGAAGCCAUGAUCACACUGAUAACUGAGCAGCUACAAAAGCAGAGCUUGGAAAAAUUGAAAUGCAUAUCAUUCAGCAUCAACCUGGGGCAGAAACAGCUGUACAAAGAAAUUCCCUCCACAGACUAUCCUUGUAACCUAAGGAGAGCUGAGCUGACUUGAAAAACCAAGGAUAAUAUGCUCCUAUAUCAAAACAUAAAUUAAAAGGGAGUGAUUCAGUGGAAUAUGAAGCAUGUGCUUCCUGAUUCUUUUUAGGUCUGGAGUCCAUGGUGAACGUGCCUGGAAAUUAAUACAUUAUAGCAGCACAAAGUCCCUGCAGGUGCAGCCAGGAAUAGAACUUAUCUUUUCCAUCCAGAAGUUUGAACACUGAGGUGUAGACUUCCAAGAAUGGGAUGUGGCCUAAUGAAGCUUUUGCAGGAAAGCCUUUGCCCGAUCAUGCUAAUGUGGCCAGCUGUGGCAGCCCCUUCCAGAUAACGCCUGAGGGGACUUCAUGGAGGGACCUAGCUCCCUGUCCAAAGAUCCAUCUCCAAGACAACACAGUUCCUUACCAACAGUCCAGCCUAAGCCUUCCCUUGCCAACUUGCAGCCCAGAAAACAGCCCUCUGAACAAUCUUGCAUCCCAAGCACUGGCCACCAACUCUUUAGUUUCAGAAAAAGUUUCUGUGCCCCCUACCAAAAGACACUGUCGUUCACUCUCAGUGCCCGAAGACCUUUCCCGCUGGCAAGCUGUCUGGAGACCCCUGGGCUCCAAAGUGUGGACACAUAUCAAACGUCGGGAGACCAGUGGAGUGGACACUUUAGCAGUACAAUCCCAGAACCUGGUUCAGGAAGCCAACAGACUUUGCUUCAAUCCAGUCCCCAGUGCCUCUUAUCAGUGUGUUCAAGAUGGUGCUGUUGGUGGCAGGAGCCCACCGUUUUUCAGUCUGGCUCUGUCUCGAGAAUCGCCAGCAAGCGUACCAUGGGAGGCUGGAGAGACAUUGCAGCCCUACCCUCUGCAACGCCGUUUCUCUCUGUCACCGGUCAGAUUCUUGCCAUCCCCGCAGAGCUCUACCACUUCCACACCAGAGCUCCUUCGGCACCAGCACAGCCUCCCUCGCAGCCGCUCACAGCCUUGUGACUUGGACACCAGGAAAUGUGGUCUCAAGCGGCGCCAUGAAGAGGAUGUGAGGUGGCAUCGGCCCUCACUUGAUUUCUACAAGAUGAAUCAGAAACCAUUUGCAGGGGAAGUCUGUCAGUUAGACAAAUCUGAGGAAAGUGGCUAUCCAUCAUGGCUCUUGACUUGCAGCCCACAAUCACCCUCAGCUCCUUGCAGUCCCAUUAAUAAUUGUAUCCAGGUGCUCAGUGAAAGCGAAGAAGAUGAUGAAGAAGAAGCAGCAGCAGUACAAGCAGCAAGACAAAUAAAUUGGAAUUUAGCAAGCAAAAGGACACUCUUCCAACCAGACUUCAGUGAUCUGGAUCUAACUUUGAUUGAAGAGAACUAGCAUUUUGGAUGUCUCCUUGAAAAACUGACUUUGGAGUCAGCAGCAAAGGGGAGGCUGCACUCCUGGAUGAGGGUGGGGGAGCGGGGUGGGGGUAGAAGGGAAAGUGGAGGUAGGAUAACGGGGUUUUGUCUGCUUGUUUCUUUUGUAUUAAAAGAGAAAAUAAAAAGAAAUUACUAAAGGGAGUCGUAUGUCUCUAAGAUGGGAUGAUAAAGCCUGUCAAACAUGAGACAGGAAGAAAACCUUGUCAGCAAUUUGACAAAUUUGCUUUUCUUGGCAAGCUUUUUGGUCUGUCCCAGAU